CCCGUCUUCCACGUGGUUGUCCAUAUUAGUAAGUGGAUGUGGGUCUUGAAAUCUAUUCAUUGUCCUAUUCCUUCUUUUCAUGUAAUGCAAACGGCUAGCGCGGUCUCAGGGAUGGUUGUACUGCUUUAUUGAAGGCCAUACAAAGUCUUGUUGCAAAACACACUGCUGCAAAAAAAACAAUGGGGUGGCAUAAAAAGGGAACCAUCGCUGUGGAUGGAGGUAUCUCAGAUCUCUGCGACAAACGCGGCAUUGAGUGCCUCGGAGGAGACGGAACAGCUGAGGGAGGAGACGGAACAGCUGAGGGAGGAGACGGAACAGCUGAGGGAGGAGACGGAACAGCUGAGGGAGGAGACGGAACAGCUGAGGGAGGAGACGGAACAGCUGAGGGAGGAGACGGAACCGCUGAGGGAGGAGACGGAAAAGCUGAGGGAGGAGACGGAACAGCUGAGGGAGGAGACGGAACAGCUGAGGGAGGAGACGGAACAGCUGAGGGAGGAGACGGAACAGCUGAGGGAGGAGACGGAACAGCUGAGGGAGGAGACGGAACCGCUGAGGGAGGAGACGGAAAAGCUGAGGGAGGAGACGGAACAGCUGAGGGAGGAGACGGAACAGCUGAGGGAGGAGACGGAACAGCUGAGGGAGGAGACGGAACAGCUGGGAGGACAGCUGAGGGAGGAGACGGAACAGCUGAGGGAGGAGACGGAACCGCUGAGGGAGGAGACGGAACAGCUGAGGGAGGAGAUGGAACAGCUGAGGGAGGAGACGGAACCGCUGAGGGAGGAGACGGAACAGCUGAGGGAGGAGACGGAACAGCUGAGGGAGGAGACGGAACAGCUGAGGGAGGAGACGGAACAGCUGAGAGGGAUGUGA
Messenger RNA from Oncorhynchus keta (chum salmon), 870 nucleotides. RefSeq names its product golgin subfamily A member 6-like protein 7. Bases 214 to 870 code for a protein of 218 amino acids. Gene Ontology annotation, molecular function: DNA-binding transcription factor activity. The transcript has a single exon. Gene Ontology annotation, cellular component: nucleus. NCBI's taxonomy places the organism in Eukaryota, Metazoa, Chordata, Actinopteri, Salmoniformes, Salmonidae. Gene Ontology annotation, biological process: regulation of DNA-templated transcription. The record is from RefSeq and is a predicted model, not a curated record.